Molecule: messenger RNA, 1793 nt
Organism: Anopheles maculipalpis
Lineage: Eukaryota; Metazoa; Arthropoda; Insecta; Diptera; Culicidae
Product: juvenile hormone esterase-like
Exons: 6
Coding region: 1-1791 (596 amino acids)
Source: RefSeq, a predicted model, not a curated record
AUGUCUCGUCAAACACAGCGUACCGUAGUGCCGGUACUGUUUCUUGUGAUGCAGUGUGUAAUUUCGUGCACAAGCAGUGAGUACUUUAAUGGGAGACCUUUGAUGGCGGACGCGUUACAACCUGCGGACAGUUCCUGCGAUCGUGAGGAUGGACUGCGUGUUUGUAUCGAUGAUGGAUGCUUGGGUGGUACGUACAGGAAGGGAAUGGCCGGUGAAGAUUUCGAGGCUUUUUUGGGCAUUCCCUUCGCUAAGCCGCCUGUCGGAGAGCUACGAUUUGCGGAUCCAGUGCGCAACGACCCAUACACCGACCAGCUGUAUAACGCCUCAUACGAACGAUCGAUGUGUCUGCAGCGGAAUGAUCUAUUACCGAAUCCACCGGUCACCGGUAGUGAAGAUUGUCUCUACCUAAACGUAUACCGUCCAAAGGGAUGCACUGACUCGACAAGCUCCAACUUACCUGUGAUAGUGUACAUCCAUGGGGGUGGCUUCUUCUCGGGCACAGGCAGCCCACUAGUGGUUGGUCCAGAGUACAUCAUGGAUACGAAGCGUGCGAUACUCGUCGCAAUCCAGUACCGGCUCGGUGUGCUAGGAUUCCUCUCAACCGGAGAUUCGGCCGCACCAGGCAAUGCUGGACUGAAGGAUCAAACGCUAGCCCUGCAGUGGGUCAAACAAAACAUAGCAAAGUUUGGUGGAAACGAUCAGUUGAUCACGAUCGUUGGACAGAGUGCGGGUGCUACGUCCGUGCAUAUGCAUCUGAUCAGUCCACUGAGCCGUGGACUGUUCCAUCGGGCAAUCAUGAUGAGCGGCAACUCGCUGGUACCGUGGAACAUUCCCACUAAGGACCCGCUAACAUUGGCCCGAGAUACGGGUGUCGUGGUGGAUAUUAUGAGUGCGGAGAAUCUGUCCAGCAAGAGCUUGAUCGCGGCACUGCGUGAAGUGCCUGGGGAGAAGCUCGUCGGUAGUACGUACAAGCUGAAGCUUUGGUCCGUCGAUCCUCUGACACUGUUCCGCCCGGUGGUGGAAUCGAAAAACUCACCCAACGCAUUCAUCACCGAAGAACCGAAAGAAAGCUGGCUCAAUGGGAACUAUCAGCAGAUCCCGUACAUGGCAGGAUACGUCCCGAACGAAGGUGCCGUCCGUGCGUUGGCAAUCUUCAAGAAUCCAGAGCUGUUUAACGAGCUCAAGAGUAACUUUAGCACAAUCCUACCGAUCCUGCUCGAGCGACCACCGACCAAGACACUGAUUGAGGAGAUACGAUCACGGUUCCUGAACGAUACUACCGAUGCGGAACCGAUCCGACCGGAUAAUCUGCAAGCGUUUGUUGAUCUAUACAGCGAAGCUGCAUUCAUCUAUCCCGUACAGCUGGGUGUCAAACAGUACAUCACCGUGGCGGAUACCGAUAUGGCACCGGCCAGCAUAUAUAAAUUAUCGUACAAAGGAAGAUACUCGUACUCUGUCGUCUACGCUGGUGGCGAUACCGGCGAUUACGGUGUGGUACACUGUGAUGAUCUAAACUACCUCUUCCGUCAACCGGCCAUCUUUCCCGACUUUCCGCCCGGAUCGCCCGAACUUAAGAUGGUGGACACGUUCGUUAACUUCUUCAUCGAUUUCGCCAUCAGUGGCCGAGCGAAACAGCUUGCACCUUACCGGGAAUGCAAGAACGAGAACCAGGUGUACCAAUCGCUCGACUGUGAUGUGCAGGAAUUUGCCCGGGUCGGUGACGAGGUGCAGGUCAACGUGAUCAGCGCCCGGAAUGAGGAAAUGUUUGCCUUCUGGAAGAAUUUCUAUUGAAC